AUGACAAGAAUACCACUCCGCGAUAUUCCAAGAGUGUUAUCAAUGGGUGCACUGUGUUUGGUAUCCCUAAACAGAAUCGAUAACUUCAUGAAUGCCAACCAAAUUAAUAAAAACAUAAUUUCGAAAGAUAAAUCGAAAGAUACGACUAAAUCAAUAAUCCUUAAGAAUUCGACAUUUUCCUGGAUUACAGAUCCGGUACUAAAGAAUAUAUCGCUGGAAGUGUUUGAACCGAAAUUAGUGGCUGUCGUGGGUUUAGUGGGCGCCGGGAAGGANCUUUUAUCGGCACUUUUGGGUGAAUUGGAAAUUCUUGAGGGAAAGGCUUGUGUUAAGGGAAGUGUCGCUUAUGUACCACAAGAGGCAUGGAUUCAGAAUAAGACACUCAAAGAGAAUAUUGUAUUCACUAAUGAAUUGAAUGAUGAAUACUAUGAACGAGUGCUCGAAUCGUGUGCUUUAGUGCCAGACUUGGCUGUCCUUCCGGACAGAGAUCUGACAGAAAUCGGCGAAAAAGGUAUCAAUUUAUCCGGCGGUCAGAAACAGAGGGUUUCAAUGGCGAGGGCUGUCUAUUCCGACCGAGAUAUCUAUUUACUCGACGACCCGUUGAGCGCUGUGGACACACAUGUGGGCAAACAUUUGUUUGACAAAACUAUUGGAAGAAACGGUUUAUUAAAAAACAAGAUAAGGAUUUUGGUUACAAAUUGUGUCUCAAUUUUGCCAAAUGUGGACCAAAUUGUGGUCAUUAAAAAUGGAUACGUCUCUGAAUCGGGAACCUUUGAAGAGUUAAUCUCGAAAAAUGGUUAUUUCGCCGAAUUUGUGACCGAAUAUCUGUUGGAAGAGUCGGACAAUGAUCUCGAAAAUGGAGAGAAAAAAAUUAUUAAUAAAUUAAAAGAUAAAAUGAAAUUUUUGGUUAAAAAAAAGAAAAUCGAUGGUUAA
Medioppia subpectinata is the source of this 930-nucleotide messenger RNA. NCBI's taxonomy places the organism in Eukaryota, Metazoa, Arthropoda, Arachnida, Sarcoptiformes, Oppiidae. The record is from the annotation of a GenBank genome assembly.